CCUGCGGAAUGUCCCGGUCCUCCCUUGCCCGGCCACGUAAAUCUCCGUGGUGACGGCCUCCUACUAUCCCUUUUCUUCCCUAUGGUCCUGCAGAGUGAAGACUUAAAUCCAAGGUCAUGGCAAAACAUCUGAAGUUCAUUGCCAGGACUGUGAUGGUACAGGAAGGGAAUGUGGAGGGUGCAUACAGGACCCUAAACAGAAUCCUCACCAUGGAUGGGCUCAUUGAGGACAUUAAGCGACGGCGGUACUAUGAGAAGCCUUGCCGCCGGCGACAGAGGGAAAGCUAUGAAACUUGCCGGCGAAUCUACAACAUGGAAAUGGCUCGCAAGAUCAACUUCUUGAUGCGAAAGAAUCGGGCGGAUCCAUGGCAGGGCUGCUGAGGCCUGUGGAUAGUAGGCCCAGUAUGAAAACCCCUAUCCAGUUGUGUCUCCACCUUCUUUCUUUUUCCAACCCCAUUUUCUCUUACCUUUCUUACAAUAAACUCAAUCACAUAUAU
Ceratotherium simum simum (southern white rhinoceros) is the source of this 496-nucleotide messenger RNA. The record is from RefSeq and is a predicted model, not a curated record. Lineage: Eukaryota; Metazoa; Chordata; Mammalia; Perissodactyla; Rhinocerotidae.